Molecule: messenger RNA, 1080 nt
Organism: Arabidopsis lyrata subsp. lyrata
Lineage: Eukaryota; Viridiplantae; Streptophyta; Magnoliopsida; Brassicales; Brassicaceae
Product: wall-associated receptor kinase 2-like
Exons: 1
Coding region: 13-873 (286 amino acids)
Cellular component (GO): membrane
Molecular function (GO): polysaccharide binding; protein serine/threonine kinase activity
Source: RefSeq, a predicted model, not a curated record
AAUAGGUAGAAGAUGAAGCUGCAGGGUCUGUUGUUCGUGGCAAUUUUUAAUCUUGCUUAUACCCAGCUGGUGAAGGGGCAACCUCGCCAGGAUUGCCAAACUAGAUGUGGCAACGUCACAGUUGAAUACCCUUUUGGCACUUCUCCAGGUUGUUACUAUGCCGAAGAUCCUAGUUUCCAUCUCCCUUGUAACCAGACAAAGAAAAUGUUCGUUGAUGACAUGGAAGUGAUAAGCAUUUCUCAGGGCGGCCAGCUACGCGUCUGGUCUCCUGUAACAUACGCAUGCUACAACAACAAAGGACAUCUCACAAAUGACACUAGCAGACUUUUUGGCCUGGGUAAUCUCUCUCUCUCCAACAACAACAUACUCACUGGAGUAGGGUGCACCAGUUACGUGUAUCUGAGAGGUUAUGGACGUAAAAUUCAAACAAUUGGUUGCAUAUCAGGGUGUGGAUAUCUCCCGGAAAAAGGAUCAUGUUCUGGUGAAGGUUGCUGCCAGAUCCCUAUCUCUAAAAAUAUUAGCAGUAUUUAUAGGGUCUUGCCACGUAGGUUUGAGGGACAGUCUAAUGAUUUCGAAAACUUUAAUCGUUGCACCUACGCAUUUCUCGUUGAAACUGGUAAGUUUCACUUCUCUGCUUUGGAAGAUCCGAAGGAUAUGCGGAACGUCACAGAGUUCCCUGUGGUACUAGAUUGGUCUAUUGGAGAAAAGACAUGCGAACAAGUUGGAAACAAAAGCAUAUGCGGUGGGAACAGCACAUGUUCUGAUUCUACACGUGGAGAAGGGUACAUCUGCAAAUGUAAAGACGGCUACGACGGGAAUCCCCACAUUCCAAACGAUUGCCAAGGUACUUCAACUUUUUCUGUUGCUCACUAAUGUUGGUGUUUUCUUCUCACAGAUUUCUCUUCUUCCUUUGUCAGACAUCAAUGAGUGUACUGAGGAUAAACAUAACUGUGGGAACGAAAAAUACUGUAUGAACAAGGAAGGAUCCUUUGAGUGUAAGUGCCCAUCUGAUUACCGCUUUGAUAUUGCAAAGGGCUGCACACGUAAAGAGUCUAAAGACUUUCAAUGGACUCCCAUUCU